GAGGAGAGAGGAGAGGGGGGCGCAGGCGCAAAAAGCAAGCUACCACCGCAGCCCAGCUCGAGGCCACCACCACCACCACCACCACGGCACGGCGAAAGGGGAAGAAGAAGAGGAAAGGAAAAAAAAAAAAUUCCGCAGCUGCUACCUCUCGCCGCCUUCGCCGCCGCCGCCGCGAGAAACCCAGCGGCGUCCCGGGAAACCCUAGCCCCAUCCCCCACCCCGCCGCGCGCCCUCAUGGGGCGUCCGCGUCGGCGCCAGUAGUAGACAGGAGCGGGGGGCCCGCCCCGUCGCCGACGAGGGGCAUCCAACGAUGGCGCGGAUACGGCGCGCGAGCUCCGGACGAGGGCUUUUGGAAGAUGCUCGAAGGAAAACCUUCUUAAAUUUUUUGGCUGUGGUAUUUACUCUGGAAUUGAUUACCAGAAUCAAUUUGAUUGCCCAAACAUCAGCUCUAAAUGUGGUUGCCCCUGCUAUAUCUCCAUCUCAAAGUUGGAGACCAGUUCGCUCCAUGUUGUCAAAAGCUAAAGUUGACAUUAGUAUUUCAGUCAGCGAACAAAGACGAAAGAAGCUAUAUUCAUCACCAGCUACUCUAUCUGUGCACCCUCCAAUGUCAGCGCCAAGCUAUAGCUCCAUUUCUGGUGAUUCUGAUCUCUCCUUUUAUUCUUCAGACAUGUCAGAUAAUUUGGUGCAGCAUAACAGACGCUCAGAAGCAGAAAUUUCUACUCAUGUAGAUGCUGCGCCUCCUGAUGCAGCCUCAAAUACUAGUGCAGCUCCUUCUGGAUUAGUACAACCUCCAGUAUCUCCUCACAAUGCAUGUUGUUCACAUAACAUGGUACAAAAGAGAGGGAGCCAAGAUUGCCAUUGUGUUUACCCAGUAAGAGUUGAGCUUUUUCUCCGAAAUGUUUCACUGACGUCAAAUUGGAGCGAUGAAUUUCUGGGGGAACUUGCUUCUCAACUCAGUCUGAGGGUUACUCAGUUUGAGAUUGUAAAUUUCUAUGUUGUUGGGGCUUCUGGGCUAAACAUCACAAUGUAUAUAGCUCCCCAUACAGGAAUUAGUUUCUCAGCCGACCAAGUUACCGCAAUGAAUUAUUCACUUAGUCAGCAUACAGUUCAGAUCAACCCUGUACUAGUUGGUGACUACAAUCUUCUUAAUUUAACCUGGUUCAGGCCACUGGUUCUAGCUCCUGCUCCAACAUUCACAAUAUCACCUAAACCCUCUCCAUCUCAAGCAUCUACAGUACCAAGACACAGUGCGGAUACCAGCAAUGAAAAACACAUGAGCUUGAUUACUAUCAUUUGCAUAUUUAUUGGUGCUCUAAUUGCUGUCUUGGUGAUUGCCAUGUUUAUUUGCUUCUGCAAAUUAAGGAAAGGGAAAAGGAAGGUUCCUCCAGUUGAGACACCCAAGCAAAGAACACCAGAUGCGGUUUCUGCAGUGGACUCACUUCCUCGCCCAACAAGUACAAGGUUCCUUGCAUAUGAUGAACUGAAAGAAGCAACCAACAACUUUGAUCCGUCAAGUAUGCUUGGAGAAGGAGGUUUUGGCCGUGUCUUUAAAGGGGUACUAACUGAUGGCACUGCCGUUGCUAUAAAGAAGCUUACUAGUGGAGGGCACCAAGGAGAUAAGGAAUUUCUAGUUGAAGUGGAGAUGCUGAGCAGGUUGCACCACCGAAACCUUGUGAAACUCAUUGGUUACUAUAGUAACCGUGAGUCAUCACAGAACCUACUGUGCUAUGAGCUUGUUCCUAAUGGAAGCCUAGAGGCUUGGCUUCAUGGUACAUUGGGAGCUAGCCGCCCCUUGGACUGGGACACUAGAAUGAGGAUAGCACUAGAUGCUGCCAGGGGAUUGGCAUACCUUCAUGAGGAUUCUCAGCCUUGCGUAAUCCACAGGGAUUUCAAGGCUUCUAAUAUAUUGCUUGAGGAUGACUUUCAUGCUAAAGUGUCUGAUUUUGGUUUGGCCAAACAGGCACCGGAAGGUUGCACAAAUUAUCUCUCAACACGUGUUAUGGGAACAUUCGGGUAUGUAGCACCAGAGUAUGCAAUGACAGGACACUUGCUUGUAAAAAGCGAUGUAUAUAGCUAUGGAGUUGUUCUACUUGAACUACUUACUGGGAGGAGGCCUGUGGAUAUGUCACAACCUUCUGGCCAGGAAAAUCUAGUGACAUGGGCACGACCAAUUUUACGAGAUAAAGAUACGCUAGAAGAACUAGCUGAUCCCAAGCUUGGUGGCCAGUAUCCAAAAGAUGAUUUUGUGCGAGUAUGCACAAUUGCAGCCGCCUGUGUUUCACCGGAGGCAAGCCAAAGGCCAACAAUGGGCGAGGUGGUGCAGUCACUGAAGAUGGUCCAACGCUCUGAGUUCCAGGAAUCCAUACCAACACCUCCAGCACGACCCAAUGUUAGGCAGUCCUCAACCACCUAUGAAUCUGAUGGCACUUCAUCCAUGUUCUCUUCUGGACCCUUUUCAGGCCUCAGCCCCUUUGAGACUGAGAACAUAUCGAGAACGGCUUUCUCUGAAGAUCUUCACGAAGGGGCCGCGGCCGCGGCGACGGCGAAGCUGUACAGCCCGGCGGACAGGAUCCUGGUGAACUGCGGGUCGACGACGGACGGGCUGGACGCGGAGGGGCGCAGGUGGGUGGCGGACGCGACGAACGACACGUGGCUGACGGACUCCGGCAAGUCUUCGAUCAUGGCGGCCGCCGACGAGCUGGAGACGAUGCUGCCGUCGUCCAUCCCCUACAUGACGGCGCGGGUGUUUACCAUGGACACGGUGUACAACUUCACGGUGAACCCGCGCGACCGCCACUGGAUCCGGCUCCACUUCUACCCGUCGUCGUACAACGGGCUGGAGCCCCAGGACUUCCGGUUCUCCGUCUUCACCACCACGGGAUACACGCUGCUCCACAACUUCAGCGUCUACUUCACCACCAAGGCGCUCACCCAGGCGUACCUCAUCAGGGAGUACUCGCUGCCGCGUGUCCCGGAGGGCCACUUCGGCGUCACCUUCUCGCCGUCGCCCAUGAUGAACGUCACCUACGCCUUCGUCAACGGCAUCGAGGUGAUCUCCAUGCCGGACAUGUUCAACAACCCGGCCACCAUGGUCGGCUUCGCCGACCAGACCGCCGACGUCUCCGCCGCCGCGUUCCAGACCAUGUACCGCCUCAACGUCGGCGGCGCCUACAUCCCGCCGUCCAACGACUCCGGCCUCACGCGGCCGUGGUACGACGACACGCCGUUCGUCCAGGGCCCCCUGCGCGGCCUCGUCUACAACGCCGGCCCGCACUUCCACAUCAAGUACCCCAGCGACGCCGCCGAGUACGCCGCGCCGCCGGAGGUGUACCUCGGCGGCCGCUCCAUGGGCAGGGACCAGCGCCUCAACCAGAACUCCAACCUCACCUGGAGCCUCCACGUGGAGUGCAACUUCACCUACGUCGUGCGCCUCCAUUUCUGCGAGCUCCAGCUCAUCCACGGCAACCAGCGGGUGUUCGACAUCUACAUCAACAACCGGACGGCGCAGACGGACGUGGACGUGCUGGAGAUGGCGACGGAGCGCGGCGUGCCGGUGUACAAGGACUACGCGGUGAGGCUGAGCAACGACACCGCCGACGAGCAUCUGUGGGUGGCGGUGCACCCCUCGGUGAUGCUCCGCCCGCAGUUCUACGACGCCAUCCUCAACGGCCUCGAGGUGUUCAAGGUGAACAACACCGGCGGCAGCCUGGCGUCGCCGGACCCCGUCCCGUACAAGCUGCUCGCGGAGAAGGAGCUCGGCUGGGGCGGGCCGCCGGAGUUCUCCACCGACAACCCGGCCAACAUGGCGUCGGUGAUGGGCGGCACGGCGGGCGGCGCGGCGGCGGCCGGGAUCGUGGCGGCCAUCUGCGUGGUGGUGUACAGCAACAAGAGGAGCAAGAAGCUGGGCGGCGGCGGCGCCGACUCGCACACCUCCGCGUGGCUGCCGCUGUACCACUCCCACACCAGCGGCAAGUCGUCGGGGCACAUCACGGCGAACAUCGCCGGCAUGUGCCGCCACUUCUCGUUCGCGGAGAUCAAGGCGGCGACCAAGAACUUCUCCAACGACCUGGCCAUCGGCGUGGGCGGGUUCGGCGUGGUGUACCGCGGCGUGGUGGACGGCGACGUGAAGGUGGCGGUGAAGCGGUCCAACCCGUCGUCGGAGCAAGGCAUAACCGAGUUCCAGACGGAGGUGGAGAUGCUCUCCAAGCUCCGCCACCGCCACCUCGUCUCCCUCAUCGGCUUCUGCGAGGAGGACGGCGAGAUGGUGCUCGUCUACGACUACAUGGAGCACGGCACCCUGCGCGAGCACCUCUACCACAACGGCGGCAAGCCCACGCUGUCGUGGCGCCACCGCCUCGACAUCUGCAUCGGCGCCGCCCGCGGCCUCCACUACCUCCACACCGGCGCCAAGUACACCAUCAUCCACCGCGACGUCAAGACCACCAACAUCCUCGUCGACGACAACUGGGUCGCCAAGGUCUCCGACUUCGGCCUCUCCAAGUCCGGCCCCACCACGCUCAACCAGUCGCACGUCAGCACCGUCGUCAAGGGCAGCUUCGGCUACCUCGACCCGGAGUACUACCGCCGGCAGCAGCUCACCGACAAGUCCGACGUCUACUCCUUCGGCGUCGUGCUGUUCGAGGUGCUCAUGGCGCGCCCGGCGCUCGACCCGGCGCUGCCGCGCGACCAGGUCAGCCUCGCCGACUACGCGCUCGCCUGCAAGCGCGGCGGCGCGCUGCCGGACGUCGUCGACCCGGCGAUCAGGGACCAGAUCGCGCCCGAGUGCCUCGCCAAGUUCGCCGACACGGCGGAGAAGUGCCUCUCCGAGAACGGCACCGAGCGCCCCACCAUGGGCGACGUGCUCUGGAACCUCGAGAGCGCGAUGCACUUCCAGGACGCGUUCGACGCCGCCGCCGGCCGCCCCGUCCCCGCGCUCGACGCCGCCGCCGGCAGCAGCAGCCACCUCGACGACGGGAGCACGGCCAGCAUCAACACGCUGGCCACGUCGUCCACGUCGCACCCGCACGAGCCGUGCGUCGACGUUGUCUUGGAGCCCGACGACGUCGUCGCGGAGCGCGCCACCUUCUCGCAGCUCGUCCAGCCCACCGGCCGGUGACAGUGACACCACUACGGCACUACCACAAGUGAACCAUGCACAUAGAUCCAAAGUUUAAUUAGUUCCGACUUUUUUUUUAUUUCUUUCGAGGAAAUUAGUUCUAAUUAAUGCCAAAGUUUGAUUAGUUCCGAGUUUUUCUUUUGUGUUAAUUAAUGCUAAAUCUCGGUUUUUGGUUUAUAUCCCUA
Molecule: messenger RNA, 5301 nt
Organism: Oryza sativa Japonica Group (Japanese rice)
Lineage: Eukaryota; Viridiplantae; Streptophyta; Magnoliopsida; Poales; Poaceae
Product: receptor-like protein kinase ANXUR1
Biological process (GO): protein phosphorylation
Molecular function (GO): protein kinase activity; ATP binding
Source: RefSeq, a predicted model, not a curated record